GCAAUUCUCUGUGAUUAUAUGGAAACCGGUUUAAAAUUUGUGUGCGACUGCUUGUGAUUCCUUGCGACAGGUGUCACAAGCAGUCGCAGAGAUAGAAAAUUUUCUAUCUCUGCGAUUCGUUGCGACUUGUUGCAACUCGCUGUGAUUAAUGGAAACCACUGUUCACAAAUUUUUUGCAAAAUUUCGCAAAGCCAGCAGCCAAAAACAGAUUCAAGAAAGAUUAACACAAGGUCAUGGGGAGGGUCCAAAAAAAGGCCUUCCAAACAGGAUGUUGACAUUGCACUUAUCGAGACAGCAAAGUCAGUAGCAGAGGCCAGCAACAAGUUAUCACCUGGCUUUCAGAAUGCAAAAGAUGUGCCUGAAGAUUAAAACAGCCUAUUCUGUCGAAGCUUGGUGCAAAGGAGGCAGAGAAUCCCUCCACAAAUGAAAGCUUUGGUAAGAUGCUAAAUAGAGCAAAUAUUUUACCAAGCAGAAUUUGGUGCUCAAGUGCCAAGGGUAGGCCCCAGUACAUUUGGUCAUAAAUUUCAACAAAACCAGUUUGCAUCAUCUGCAGAGAACACAUGUCAAACAAACACAUAUUCUCCACCAACAAGCAAUUUCAAGUAUGGAAGUUUUCUGCAGCAGAACAGAAGUGCAUCAAGCACACCAAAUUCUGAAGAAGAAACUUACACUAAACUUGGAUUGGCAACAGGAGCUUGCAAUUAUGCUGGCCAACAAUAUUGUCAAUAAGCAUUGGUCCAGAGACAAAUCAAAUAACAUUUUUUGUGUGUGAACUUACAAACAUGAUUAAGAGAAACACUUAGUCAAAAUUUUUAACUACAGUAAAAGCUCUAUUAAGCUCCCCUCUCUCUCAAGCCCCCUUUUCAAAACAAUCCUUGGGGAUACUGAUAUUGAUUAUUUUGAUGCUAUCCUGGAGGAAGAUAAUUGACUGUGUGAUUCAUUGAAGUUCCAAUUUAUUUUACUAUUAUUUUAUACAAACAUUUUUCUUAAGUUUAUUUGAGAAUUUAUGGCACCUUGCAGAUUAUUUAUUGCAAUAAGAUUAAUGUACUUUGUCUAUGCUGAAAUACUGCAAAAUAAGCAACAUUUUUUGCUUUAUAAACUGUUAUAAUGGAGUAUCAGAUGUGUUCAGUUUAUUUUGAUCCAUGAACCAGGCCACAGCUCCGCACAUAAUUCAGCUGCCAAGGGAGUGAGCCAGCUUCACCGUUGAAGUAAGCUUUGAAUGAUUGACGUGUCUUUUCUGCCUCAAAAGUGUAUCUGUUGCCGUAUAUCUUUGGAUGGUUGGUUAGGCCAAUGCUGUCUUCCCUCAUUACAUUACGCCAUGAGCCAGGUAUAAUGCACCCUGAACUAUCUUCAGAAUCAAUAAACCCAGAAGGGAUGUAGCUGGCAUUUUCAGUGAGCCUUAAAUAAUUAUGUAAGCACAGGCAUGCCUUGUGAUGUUGUCUACAAGAUCAACAUUGGCUUUUAUUGGUAGUCGAAAGAUCCGCCACCUUGCUGCAAGUAUGCCAAAGGCAUUUUCAAUGGUGCGUCUAGCCCGUGAAAGCCUGUAAUUGUAAACUCUCUGUUGCUCUGAUAGUUUCUUUCCAGGAUAAGGCUUUAUCAGCCAAGGUUUCAGAGGAAAUAUAUCAUCACCAAUCAGGACAUAGGGCAGUGUCUUGCCUCCAUAAUUUGAUCCAGCUGGAAUGCCAAGCUUAGUAGGAAGCUGAUCAAAUGCUCUUCCAACAUCAGACUGCUGAAAUACUGAUGAAUCAUUUUCUCCUCCAAAUGAACCAAUAUCAACAAAGGUGAAGCAAUAUUUUGCAUCACAUAUGGCCAUCAACACUAGGCUGUGAUAGUUCUUAUAGUUAAAUGUGGCUGACGCUGCAUUUUGUGGGCAUUCUAUGGUGAUGUGUUUUCCAUCAAGUGCCCCCAUACAAUUUGGAAAAUUCCAUUCUCUGUAAAAUUCGUCUCCAUGAUUUACCCAGUCAGCUGUGGUUUUUGGAUGAGUCAGGAAUGUUUUGUUCAGUGCCUGCCAAAGAACAUGGCAUACCUCUCUUAUUAUUUUACAAGCAGUUGUUUUCCCAACUCUGAAUGCAAAUGAUAUGGACUGUUGACUUUCACCUGAGGCUAAGUAUCGAAGGGUAAUCAUUAACCUCUCAGCAGGCCCAAUAGGUUUUCUUGAUUUGCAAUGUUUUUUUCUGAAGCAGGGGGCCUACAGAACCAAGCAGAUUCUCUAACCUUUCUGGGGACAUUCUUGUGUACCUAUAAUGAAGACAUGACUUCAAUGUUUAUAUAUAAUAUGGUGCAGUAUUACAAACAGACAGGCAAAGAAAAUAUUUUCUGAUUUUCAAAUUUCAGCAAACAUUUUGUAGUCUAACUUAUAAACUCCAGAAUCAUAUGCCUCUGAACUGCAGAUUGUACAUACAUCUGACAUUGCAUUAAAAGUUUAUCCUACUUAAGAAAUUUAUAAUGAAUUGAAAUUAAGUCACUGUAUUUUUCUGUUUCUCUUUCGCCUGACGCUGGAACUUUUUCCCUCCUACCCCUGCAGCUCAUUCUCUAACAAAAAAACAAGUAAAUAUAGUUGAAUGAGGUCUACGCAAUAAUGUGACUACGAGAUAAUUUCUUGCCAGUGUAAGGAAUCCUUCAUAGUUUGCCGCCAUAUUGCAUGCAACUUUGCAUUAUCAGGUUUGGCGCCAGUUUGCAAUGACGUCAGGUCACAACAAAACAAUUGCAACACCUUGCGACUCCUUGCGACUAUAUGGAAACCACUAUUUCGGGUCACAAAAAUUGCAACUCUUUGCGAUUCGUUGCGACUCUUUGCGAUUUGUUGCGACUCUUUGCGAUUUGUUGCGACUCUUUGCGAUUCGUUGCGAUUAUAUGGAAACCAGGCUAUACUUGGAGACACAUUACUGAUUAGUAAGUUUUUGUGGUUUGUGGUUUUGAGGUUAAUUUUUUGACUUUCUUUAACUUUCUUUAAAUUAAGUGUAGCCAAUUGUUUGAAGUUUUGUUUGAUUGAGUUUUAAUCAUGGAAUAACGCUUAAUUGCUUCAUAAAAGUGGUUUGAGUUUUGAAUGGCAUGUUGUUCUAGACGCUGAUGCCAUUUUUAAUUCGUCGAAGUGGUGUAAUACUUUUGCUUGGCUGAGGAAACUUUAGCUUCCCCACUUUUUGCAGAAAAAUGCCAAAUAUUUAGCAAUAAACUACCAGUAAAGCCUCUUUUAAUACGACUUUAGCCCCCCUCCGACCGUUUUUAGACCCUCUACUUUUCUAAACGCUCUGCGAUGGUUAUAUCAUUUUUCAUGCAGAAAAUGCCAACCCUGAAAUUUCGAUUGAAAUAUCAUUAUAAGUGUAUAUAAUGUGCAUGAUAAACAGGCCUAGACAGAUAUAGAUAUGAGUCCCGUCUUGAAGGUACUACUAAUCGAAAGACAUUGAAAAAAAAUAGACUUUAUUUACGUAUAGGCUGGAGAUUCGAUAAAGGAGAAAAUAGGAAAAUAUGAGAAGCAAAAGCAAAAACUUAUUUGUCUUCAAACAGAUUUGACGAAGAAACAAGGGACAUCGCACAAUCGUCAGAAUCAAAACAAUUGCUGGCAUCCUGUCGAUAGAUAAAUAAAAUAGAUUGACCAUAGCCACCCAAAUACUUCCCACGCCAGGAAGAUAUUAGAUCCUUGAUAGCAGGAAUUUCAGAUUUGAUGUCUUUGUUAUUUCAUUAUCUGUAAAAAGAUGAUUAAAUGCAAAUACAAACUACCCAGCAGUCAAACGAUGAUAUUUCUGUUUAGGUCCAAGUGGAUGUAAACGAUCAAGUACUUUUAGAAAGUUUGUUAUUAACACUGGUGCUACUGGUUUGCCACCAAAAUUUACGUUCUACUUAAUUAACAGCUUCCAAAUUAUAAUUACUGCUUGCUAGGUCUUCAAUUCUCCAAUCUUCCAAUAGAGAUUUAGUAUAAUGCAUGAAACAGAAUUGUGAUAUGGGUGGUUGGGGAGUUACAAGUUUCGUAUUAUGCAUGCUUUCUAAUAUAGCUUUGACAUGAGCUCAUAUCUACAAAAGGAUACAUUUUCCAAUUUUCAACAGAUAUUUCAAUUUCAUAAUAUUCAUGAGACGGAAUAUGUGAUUUUUCAGCUGUAUCAACUGUAGGUAUCACAAAACAUUUUUCAAUCGAUCACAAAGUUGCUUUUUGUAGUAUUAACGCCAAUUUUUUUAUAGAGGUAUAGUUUAGUCCGCUCUUGAUAAUAAAUUGUCAUCAGAAAUAACUUUGAAACGAAAAGAAUCGUUAUAAGCUGGAUCAGGAUCAUGUAUUGACAUGAACAAGAGCGGAUCCAGACUAUAGCAACUGUAGCUCGAGCUAUAGUCAAAAUCUCCCUGUUUGAUUUUCGGAAUUCAAAGUUAAGUGUUAAUUUUUCCUCUGCUGUCAAGCCUCUCAACAUUUGAAAGCAGCGGUAUAGGUUAUCAAAUGCGAUUAACAAACAUGCAAUGCUGGCAAUGUGUCAUCACAAUGCCUCUCCAGAUAAGAUAUAAAACACUGAGCGCAGAAUGGUCUAAUAUUAAAACAAGACGAAUCAGAAGUUUCGUUCUUUUUUGACAGUAACCAACCAGAAUUGAGCUACAGUGGAUAUUCCGAGCUAUAGUCGGUCUGGGGAUUUGCUCUGGAAAAGGCAUCGAAGACAAUGAAACCCGAAACCAUAAUUUUUGGCGCGAGCUAUAGUAAAGCUAUAGUCAGGUUUGGGAAUGGCCUUUUAACCAAUAGAAUAUGCAUAUCUACGGUACUUCUCCGCUCUCUGUCCCCUGUAAAGCAACAGUGGACUAUAGCUCGUUUUCACAUCCUGGGCCCCCAGUAAUGUAGCCUCAAAGGCAAGGACCUGCUAGGGAAUAGACAGGGACGGCGGAACGACCAAGUGGCAAGAAAGGGGGGGCAGGCUUGACUAAAAGGGCUUUUGAAAGAUAAUUCUCAGCUUCUACAAAUUCAUACGUAACUGCAAUUUUAUUUCGAUCUUCUGAAGGGACCUUCAACAUUGGCUAACUUUCGGCAUCAGGAAUUAUCUUACAUGUUUUGAGAAGUUCAGAAUUUUAUAUGAAUCUCUCUGAUUAUUACAAUUGGCCAGUUUCAAGGGAACUUUAUCAAAAACAACCCUUGCCCCUUCUGUCAAAGGGCAACAGGGGGCGGGUGUACCCCCACACCCCCUUCUCUGGCGUCCCUGGAAAUAGAAAAGGGUGUUCGAAGGAAUAUUUAUGAAUACGAAGCAACUAUAAACAUAAUAGAACAUUUACUGAAAGGAUGUAGUUUAUCAUGUUCACCUGAAUGAGUUUUUGUUAUAUCAUUCAAUGGUGGAAAUCUAGCAAAUUUAUCAGCUGUCAUUACAAAUGUUUCAGGUGUGGCCAUCGUUUUAGACGUUUCUAAUGAUAUAGCUAAUUCUUCUAUUCCAACGUAAAAUGGUUGAAUUGGUAGACUGCUGCUUUCUCCUUCUAAAAAUGUUUGUGUGGCUGGAAAAAUAUCUAAAUUUCGAUCAAAGUUGUAUCUGCAAACAUUUUGUCACUUCGAGUGGAAUGUUAAUGUCUGUUUCCAAGUCUGCUUUCGUUACUAUUCUCAUAAAAUUGAAUUCUGUUAUAUUAUCUAUAAUAUGUACUAUGUCUGUUGAGCAUAAUAUUUUAGUAAAAAUAAUAUAAUCUAGUUCCAUACUGGCUUGAAUUUUACAUUAAUGUUAAAAUACUAAAAAAGUGGUCAUAUCGACAUCUAGUUUUUUUAAAUGAAAUGUUGAUAACAUUUUCCUUACUGUUUUAAAUUCGUAAUUUACUUGUUGAGUAUUAGUUGUAGCAUAGUCAAUAGAAAAAGAAUGGUCUGGAAACUCUAUUGUUCGAAGAUCGAUAUCAUGAUUCCACUAGGUUCCAGACUCUUAGAGUGCACCAAGUUGGUAUGUUGUCUUGACUCAAGACAAGAUAGAAAUGAAAGCUGCCGAACCCGAAAUUACUUUUGUAUCUGAACUUGAGGUUAUCGUUGAUUUUAUGGGUGAUCAAAAUUACUUUGAUGAUAAUGAAGACUUCGAGAAAGAACCUGCUGUUGAUAUUUCUCUUGAGGAUGAGCCUGCUCCUGAUCAUUCACUUAGAUGUACUGAUUUUAAGAGGGUGUACAAGACAAGAAGGGGACUGGAAAAACACACUGAGAUAUGCAACAAAAAGAAAAAUCCUGUUGAUCAGCAAAUUUUGGUCAGCCUACUCACUUAAGCUUUAAAAAAAGUUUCUCUGGAUGAAUGUUGCUCUGUAGAAUAACAAGAAGAUGUCGCAAAAUGUAUCAUUUCUAAUGACCAACCUCUUGUCAGUUCCAAACUGGUUGUAGAACUCUUUAGUUUACUGUGCAGUAAACUAGAUAUUGAGACAUUUUAUGUUGAAUAUAUUUCACAGGUAGUUACUAAAGCAAAUAUAUGGCUUCCUGACUUGAAAGAAGCUACAGCAGUUCAAUUAGCCAUGCAAUAUGGUGAAAAAAUGGUUCACAAUGCACAUACACCUGCUGUUUCAGAUGACAUAGUUGUAUGUGCGACUAGUCUCACAUCAAAAGAAAGUCACUGAAUUACCUACAUUGGUGGAUAUGUUAUCAGAAAUUUGUGCCAAAAACAGGAUACUGUGAAACAGCAAUACUCCAUUCUUUUAGAUGCAUGUCUACAGAAAUUAUCACAGAAGUCAUCAUUUAAUCAAAAUGACCUUGUUAGUACUUUGACAAGAGGAGGUUGAAAGUAUAGAGAUAACCGACAUCCUAACAAGAAUUUUUGAAACGGUUGAAAGUUACUUCAGAGCAUAUGUCUCAAAACAAUUGGAAAAAGAAGAAAAACUAACUUAGGUGAGCAUGUGUUCCAUUUGAAAAACAAAAUGACAAUUAAAGGCAAGUUCCAUGUUAUAAUUGAGAGAUGUGAGCAAGAGGUAUCUGACGAAAUCGCCAGCAAUUUUCUAUAGGACAUUUUGAACCCAUAUCUGAAGAUAACGUGUUUUUCGCACUCAAAGGACUUGCUCCAGCACAUUAAAGCAAAACAGAAAUUAAGCAGAGGAAAGGCUCUCCGAAAAGGUUUAAAGAACAAUGAAAUGAUGCAACAACUUAAUAAAGAUGACCACUCAUUGCUAUCAUCUAGAUAUACCUUAAAGAAAGAAAUUACUUGCACAAUAAAUUUUUGAAGAACUUAUUUUUGUAUUUUUAACCCUUUUACACAAAAACUUGUCCUGCCAAAUUUUCAAAAACUCUUCCACAGAGGAUAACAUUUUUGAGGUACUGAAUUAUGAAAAUACUAUUUGCAUAAAUUUGUUGUGCAAAUAAUUUUAAUAUUUUAAGGUAAUUUAUGCAAAGUAAUGCUUUUGACGUUUAGUACUUCUUUCGUUUUGCAAGUUUUGUUUCAUCUAUGUGAAACCAUGAUUUUUGUCUUCCUUUGUUAAUCCCUAAUGUAUUUCCAGUCAUUGGUGCUGUUGAUCUGACAACUCGAAUUGUAUUAUCGUUGUAUCCAAAUUGGUGGACAUCUGGAUGUGUUUAAAAGCUUUUAAAAAUGAACUUUUUCUUUUAUGUCUAUUAUCUUCUUUCGAUCUAGAUAAUGGUGCAACACAAUUUUUUUUGUAAAUUGAUCAGUCAAAACCAAUAUAUAUUCAACACCAAAAAAACCUUCCCUUAUGUUAUCUGGAGCAAAUAUUUUAUGUCUCUUUGUAAUUGCCUUUAGUUUAGAAGGUAUUCUACUACAAUAUGCUCUGCCUACUAAAAAUUUCUUAAUCCUCCAAAAAUACGAGGAAAAGAAGAAUUUCUAUAGAGAAAACUCAAUUUCGAAUUCAAGGAAUCCAUUUUAUACAAUUAUAAUAACUGAAAUAUUUGUUAUUAUUCUCUGAUAAACAUUAACAUUCUCUGAUAAAUCUGAGCAAUAAAUGGUUGUAAACAGUGAACAAAGGCGUGUAGGUACACUGGUGGUAGACUCUUCUAGAGGCGUCCGGGUAAAUGUCCCCUGAAAUUUUUGAUGGUUGCUAAAUUUUUUCUGGUUGUUAAAAUUGCGCUGUUGGCUAAUUUGGUAUAAUUUAAACAUAACUGAUCUAUCAAUGCCAUAUGCAUAAAAAUGAAUUUUUCUUAACCAUAAAAUAUGCAUUUCUUUAAAUUUUAAAAAAUUGGAAAAUGAAAAACCUAAACUUACUAAGUUUGAUCAAAACAGACACAUUGUUACAAAUAGAUUUCUAUUAUCCCAAUUAUUUAAAGAACUUGACACUUGGCAAACGGAAGGCUGAAAUUACCUUUCAAUGUCAAUCGACAGGCACCCACGUCCAAGGAUUUCAAAAUAUGGGGCUGCCGUGAUAAAAAUUGUUCCACAACGCAGGCGCGGUUCCAGCCUGAAUUCUGACCUAUGCAAUGCAAAGGUUGUCAGAAAUAGAAGCCACGCCCUUUUGUGUUGGAAACGCCCAAACUUUUCUUAAUAAAAUUUGUAUCUCUAAUAUUGAAUAGGGGAUUCAAGAAGAAAUUCUAAGGAAACGACUCACAAAGAGAAGACGAAAUUUAUCUGCAAUUCGAAGAAAAAAGUUAGUGAGAAAACCUACUCCGGUAGGAUUCGAACCAGGGCCUUCCACUUUCAGACACAGUGGUCAUACCACAAGGCCACAGAACAGACCUUCCUUCCUUAGCAGAUUAGCAGGGAGUGAAGCAGCGAUUGUCAAUUGCCAUUUCAUUGGCUGUAACAAUCAAUUGCAUAGGUCCACUGUAAACAAUUGCAUAGGUCAAUUCUGAUUCCUAUUGGUUGGCUAAACUGCUGCAGAGGAAAGCUCAGCUUCUGAUUUGCUAAAUCAAAUUUCACCGAUGCUCCCGCCAAAGAUUGCAGAGGUAAAGUCCACUCUGAUUGGCUUACAAGACGUUUGCAGAAGUCAAGCAAGCGGUGAUUCGCCCUCGAGGGACAAACAAGUUUCUGGAUUCAGAAUAUACGGACCAGAUAAAUGCCUAGAAUCGCCACUCGACUAUUCUGUGCAGAGGCCAAAAGGUAGUCAGCAAAGUAUAUGCCCUGCUGUCUUCUGCAUGUUGUUGGUAUCAACGGGGACAGAUCUAGGGUGGACGUUGCUGAGAUUUGCCAAAGAAACUAUUCAUUAAAAAUUUUGAUAGUUUCUAUUAUAUUUUGUUGUCGUGAAAAUCUCUGCAACGUGGAACUAAUUUAGCUUUUGGCUUUUUAAACUUUCGUAACCAAAACUUUUCAUGACCGUUUGAAUAGAGAUUUCUAGGAAAAUGAGUGGAAGGUAAGUAUACAAGUCUGGUGGUGCUAAGCGAAAAAGAGCGAGACAGAGACAGUUUGAGGUGAAACGGGGUAAAAGAACAUUGUUUGAUGUAGGAUGGUCUUCAAAAGAAAAAAGCAAAGAAGCAAACCAUCAAAAUCAGGUUUUGCAAAGCCUGAAGGUAUUGCCAGAUGGCGAAAGCUUCAUGAUAAAGUAGGUACUCGUGAAAAUCUCAAAAGCUGCCAUAUUACUUGGCAAAAAAGGACAUGUGACAUUAAGGGUAUCAAUCAUUCAAUUUAAGAUGUUUUCGCAAGGCAGUUUUUAACAGAAAAUGAGAAAUGGCGAAAUCUUUUGAAGAUAAUCUUUGAUGUUUACUUUUUAUUGGAAGGCGUUGUUUAGCUUUUCGUGGUUCUACCCAACUUAUUGGUGACUCAAAAAUGGAAUGUUUUUAGGCCUUAUUGAGCUUUUGAGCAAGUACUAUCCGCAGCUGUUUGAUCAUCUGGUAAAAGUAAAAGAAUCCCAAGAAACUGGCAAACGAUUGCAGGCACAUUACUUGUCAGAUGAUGCUCAGAAUGGGUUCAUUAACGCCUGUGGACAAAUUAUAACGGCCAAAGGUAUGAAAAUGGAUCAAACAUGUCUGGCAAGCAUAAGGGUGCACAGAAAGUCUUUUCGAAAGAAAAUCCAUUGGCUAUAUACAGCCCAUGGGCAUGUCAUAGUUUAAAUCAGGGUUGCCAUAUUGGCCUUUUUAAGGCCAAAUUUCUCAAUUUUGGCCUUUUUUCAUGUUGAUUUGCCUGAAAAAAUAACAUUUGGCCUGAGACUAAAAUUUGGCCUUUUUUGGCCUGUUUUUUUGAAUAUAUUGAAAUAAUUUUUUUACUUUGUUUUUGGCCUUUGAACAGUUUUAUUCAAACAGUGUAUUCUCGCAGUUUCAUGACAUGGGCUUUGUAUUGUUAGUGUGAUGUAAUUCAUCACUUGCCACUUAACAUAACGUUAAGCUGUGAAUAACCAGCUACAGGGGUCACUGCGCCAUAAAUAUUCAAUUCUCCGUUUCCCUUAUUUGCGCGAGGUGCAAUGCAUUGUGGAUCCUGUGGUUAAGCGUGCGUUGUUUACAUUCGCGUUUCUAUCGCAAUCGUAUACAGUUUUGAUCGUCAAGCAGGUAACAAAAUGGAUUCUAGUGCCGCUUUUGAUAAAUUGUCAUCUCUUUCGACUGCUGAAUCUGACCCCAGUUUUUUUCAAAGCUCUCGUACGGGUCAAGGAAUGCCUUCGAGUAAAGGAAAACAAGGAAACGACUUAGUCGAAAACAAAUACGGGGAUGCAAACGGAGAUUUGACAUGCCCUAAAAAUCAAAAUGGAGCUGAGGGAAAAACACUACAGAAGCAGAAAAUGUAUUCAAUUGGUGGCUACACUUGUUGUGUUCCUCAUUGCUUCAACAAUUCUAAAAGAGACCGGCAUUUAAGUUUCCAUCAAUUGCCAAGUGGUUCUAAAUCCGAAAAAGUUGAAUUAAGGAAGAAGUGGAUUUCAUUGAUAAGCAGAAAGGACUUUACACCAACAGAAGGUCACAGAGUAUGUUCUGAACACUUUCCUGGGGGCAAAAAGACAUAUUUGAAUAACUUGCCCUUGAAUGUACCCAAAACAACGAGGCCUGCAAUUCCGAAACCAAGGACAACAUUCAGGGCCAGAAACAGAGAUGUGCUAGUGGUUUUAAAUCCCAAUGAAAAUGUUGAUAUGAGCACGCAGAAUGGCUUUUAUGAUGAUGAAAAUGAGGGUGAAGCCAUCAACCAAACACCAGAAGACGAGGUUAUUGCCCUGCAAGAUGAACUGCAAGCAUUACAGAAGAGGCACAUGCUUGAAGUUGAAGCUCUGCAAUCAAAAUUGUCAUUGUUGACAGUAGAGAAAGAAACACUUUUAAAAGCAUCUUUUCAUGUUGACAUUAUUAAGAACAAUGAUGAAAAAUUUCAUUUUUAUACAGGAUUGCCUGAUUAUGAAACUUUUAAAAUAUUGCACGAUUCCUUUGGAAAGCUAACAGAGAAACUAAUUUACCAUGACUCCAAUACAAAUGUUGGUAGAAUGUCAGAAGAAAGUCAGAAGCGUGGUCCUAAAAGGUCAUUGUCAUCAGAGCAGGAACUUUUGCUAGUGUUGGCACGUCUUGGCUGUGGUUUAUUGGAGGUGGAUAUAGCACAUAGAGCUGGAAUUUCAUGCUCUCAUCUAUCCAGGAUCUUUAUAACUUGGGUAGACUUCUUGCACUCAAGACUAAGAGCUCUUCCCAUAUGGCCAACAAAGGAAACUAUAGUUGAAACAAUGCCAAAAUGUUUCAAGGAAACAUACCCAAGCACUAGGGUUAUAAUUGAUGCAACAGAGAAUUUUAUUGAGAUGCCAAGUUCAUUUCGGACACAAAGUGAAUCAUAUUCUAAUUAUAAGCACCACAAUACAGCAAAGGGAUUGGUUGGAAUUGCUCCAUGUGGUUCAGUUACAUUUGUCUCUGAUUUAUAUGCAGGACGCUGUAGUGACAAAGUCAUUACCAAAGAUUGUGGAAUUUAUGAUUUACUGGAGCCAGGGGACUCUGUAAUGGCAGAUAAAGGCUUUGCAAUUUCAGAUGAUCUGCCACCUUCCACACAUCUGAACAUCCCACCGUUUUUAAGAGAGAAGGCAAGUUUUACAAUAGAGGAGGAAACAGAAACAAGGCGUAUUGCCUCAGUCAGGGUGCAUGUGGAACGUGUAAUUCGUCGCAUAAAGACAUUUAGAAUUUUGAAAACUAUGUUUCCUAUAAGUAUGGCAGCUGACUUAAACAAAAUUUGGGUUGUUUGUGCAUAUCUGACAAACCUAUUACCUCCUCUGAUUAUAGAAGAAACAACACUGUAAAGUGAUUUUUAAUACCUUUCAUUCAAAAGAAAAUAAACUUGAUUAUUUAUUAUUUAAUUACAAGUAUGUGUAAGAGUCUUUCAUAAAAAAAGAAAUUUUAAUAGUGGAGAUGGAACAGAAACUGUAAAUUUUUACAAAGCAGAACUUGUCAACCUAAAACUGAAGAAUGCUUAUGUUAUCAAUUUUAGCUAAAUCAUAGGCUUGGCAUCAAAAUAGAAUGAAAAUUCAUACUUUACAGUACCGCUAUCCAAAAAUCAUAAGGGGAGGGAUUGGGAAGAAAUUCUUAUCCUUAAGGAGUUAUCGUCAUCUGACCUUUAAAUUUUAUAACCAACAAUUAAACUGACAUAUAUAGUAACAGGGAGCUUCCUCCCUCCCCCAAUAUCCUAGAUGACCCCCAACCUGAAGUGUUUCUAGCUCGUGGAACAAAAACUAAUGUCAAAAUCCUAACUACCCCCAUCCCCAUGAUUUACACAACUCCAAGUGCAAGAAGAACUUGAAAUAAAAGACACCCUAGCAUUACACAGCUCUAAGUAAAUAUUGUAACCAAGUAAAUAUUCAUCACUUCUCCCUUCUCUCUAGACUUAAUAAAUGAGACUGAAUGUAACAGUUAACUUUAAAAAUCCUGUUUUAAUAACAUAAAUUUUUCAAAGAAAAUUGUCAGUUUUGUAAGCAUGUUGUUUCUCCACAAUUCUCUGUCACAUUUGAUUCUUUGAACAUGAAGGUCCUUCAGAGUGAAUACCACAAAAUCAAUGUAUGGCAAGCCAACAAUGUUCAUAAUACCCUGGCACUGGUAAAAGUAUUGGUGAUUUUCUUUUAACUUUGGUCCUGUAGGAGUUGCCUUCAAAUAAAAAUCUUUUCACUGGCAUGCAUCAGCAAUUGUCAUUUCUCUACAUGAAAUGGGCAUUUUAUCUCCACACCUCCAACUACAUGGCCAUUUUCCAGCAAAAUGCCAUCAGGACUAGCUCCAAGCCAAGGCCACAUAGGAUUAAUAAUCAAGCCACAGCAAACAACUUGCAAACCUUCAUUCUGGCAGAGCUAUGCUUCAUAGAAAUGCAAAGAUGCUGAUUUGGGACCUUUUGCAACUUUUGAGUUGCUGAUGGUGUCCAAAAUGGACUUUGGAUAGAUUUGCUCUUUCCUUUUCAUAACUCUGCCAAACAUGGAAGAAGUUAUUCAUUUUGAUCUCUCAAAGUGCCAUAUCUGUGAGUUACUUUGCUUACGGGUGCUUUCUUCAAUGAUAAGAGCUUGCUUCAUAGUAACUCCAACAGCUUCAGUUACCUUUUGCAAUGCCUCUGCUCCAAAUUGUGUGGCAUCUAUAUUUUUGGGCAGGAAACUGAAAAUGCAUUCAGCAUUGAAGCCAGUCUCUGAUGCAAUGGUCUCCUGCACCUGUAGUUCUUUUUCUGCUAUGGUACAGGAAGUAACAAACUUAUUACAAGGAAUACAACUGUUUCCUUUUAAAAUGUUCACAAAAUGUGAUGCCUUCCCUGCAUUCUCCAGUGCACUUGCAAAUAGUUCAAUUUCCUCAGAUUUUACUUUUCUGGCAUAUGAUGGGGUAGCACAGAAACCUUCUCUGUUUCCUGUUACAAAAGGCCUUUUCCUCUUCUUGUUUUUGUCUUUUUCAAAAUCAGCCUUCUCAAAAUCAGUCGCUAAAUUUAACUGCAACUUGUGAAGUAAUUUUUCGAGUGGGGACACUCCAUUUUUGAAGGACUUGUGUGCAUGUGACUUCUUCUGGCACAUAAUGCAGCUUAAGGUUUGAAAAGUCGACAAUAGUGUAGAGAAGAGCAGCCACAUGCUUGCAGCAUCCUCCUUUCCCAGCUUUACAACUGCAAUUGGCGUGGACAACACUGGAACUCUCCAUGUCCAAACGAACAUUGACAGAAUACCUUAUGCUCUUCAUUGACGCUGCAACAUUAGCUUUAACUGAAAACAGUUUGGAACCAAAAGCUUUUACAUUUGGCUUCACUUUGGUAUUUGAAACAUACCCUUCCUUCCAAAGUUUAUACCCCUCCAUUUUGUGACGAUAUGCUUUCGGGGCUCUCUUGUCUGGCAUGGUUUUUGCAUUAUUUAUCAAUUGGUUAUUGAGAUUGUCCUCUGUAAAGUUAGGAAGAUCCUUCAGAUCAAUGCUCCAACCACUUUCCUGGUCAACGAAAUCUUCUUGCCUUUUUUCAUUUGGGCCUAAACUCCCGGUGGGUGAAUUGACGGUCGGAAAACUUGUUUCUAUUUGCUCUACUUCCCUCGAAAGCAUUCCCUGACCCGUACGAGAGCUUUGAAAAAAACCGGGGUCAGAUUCAGCAGUCAAAGAGAUGACAAUUUAUCAAAAGCUGCACUAGAACCCAUUUUGUUACCUGCUUGACGAUCAAAACUGUAUACGAUUGCGAUAGAAACGCGAAUGUAAACAACGCACGCUUAACCACAGGAUCCACAAUGCAUUGCGCCUCGCGCGAAUAAGGGGAACGGAGAAUUGACAUUCACGAGUUAGUUUUCUACAAUAACAGGAUGUCUCGAUGUGAGGCAUAACAAAACAUCGGCUGUUUUAUCGGAUAUACCACUUCCAACAAGCCUUGUGGACCCUAAAAACUUGAUUCAUAUAACCCUAAACAUCAGAAAACUUUCAUUUAGAUUCACGCGAUUGCAAUACUCACUGCUCUGUUAAAUUUCAAUUCGAUUUCAAUAGUGAGUUUAAGCAAGGAACCCAAAGGUACUAAGUGGAAAGGCUACUAUGAAAGUGCUCGAAAGUAUAAGCCGCAAUGGCAAAGAAAGCAUCCUUGGGUAACAAAAGCUGUGGAUGGAACAGAUGAAGCAUACUGCUCUUUAUGUAAAGUCAAUGUUAACCCAAAGCUUUGUCAUAUUCAACAACACGAGGCUUCUACUAAACAUAAAAAAGCUUCCACUGCAGUUUCUUUGAACAGAAAAAUUGUUACUCUUUUGAAGAAAGAUGAUGAGGUCCUGAAGAAGAUCGAGCUCGAGCUUGCUGUUGCUAUAAGGUGUCAUUGUGCAAUUCGGGCAGUUGACCAUUUUGGUGAAAUAAUUGUGAAACACUGAGAUAAGAGCAAACUAGGAGAACAGAAGCUUCAUCGAACAAAAUGCAGCCAAUUAAUCAAACGCGUAAUCUCUCCUGCCCUCUACGACGAGUUACGUAGCAAUGUUUCUGGCAAGAAGUUCUCCGUUCUCAUAGAUGAGUCAACAGAUGUAUGGUGCAAGAAAUAUUUGUGUGUAACAGUGCGAUAUUUCAGCGAAAAGCAAGAGAAAAUUUGCACAGCACUUAUCAGUUUAGUUUCCCUCGUAAGUGCUACUGGGGAAGAUAUAUUCAAUGCCUUAAAACUAAGUCUUGAAGAUGCUGGAUUAAACUUAGAAGAUUGUGUUUUCGAUUAAAGAACUGAUUCAAACUGAUUUUAGAAGAUUCGAUUAAAGAACUGAAUUUGUUCCAUAACAGCCUGACCAGUCGAGUUUAUCUUCCUGAUGGCAGCCACGUAGCAUCAGAUAAAGUUGGUUAUGGUGCUAAGUACAUAUUUGAACGCAACGAAAUGAUGGGGAGGAAGCAACUUACUGCUCAACAAGGAAGGGAAAUUGAUGCAAGAUGCCAUCACUUGAUACUGGAGGCUGCAGCUCAAGUAGCAAAGCGCUUAUCAGAUUCCAAUGCGAUUUUUCAAUCCAUUGCAUAUCUUAGCCCCUCGAGUGUACUCAGUCAAGUGGAAUGUAUGUUGCAGCACCUAAUUCAAGGCGGUGUUCUGUCAACUAUUGAUGAACAGUAUCGAAAGAUAAAAUUUAUUGACUGGGCCAAAGAGAUGAAGGAAGGAAUACCACAAGAUUCCUCAAAAUUUUGGGCUGCAGUAUUCUUAUACAAAAAUGCCCUGGGUGAGAGGCCAUUUAAAGAACUCGCAAGCUAUGCACUGUCAUGCCUCACAACACCAACCAGCAAUGCUGUUGUCGAAAGAAUAUUUUCUUACGUUACUGGAGUCAAAACAAAGCCAAGGAACAAGAUGUCUCCUGUCAUGCUUGAGGCAAUCGUGCGCAUCAAAACAAAUUUGCAUUUCGAAAAUAAAUGUUGGAAAGACUUUUGUGUCAUUCCAAGGAUGUUAGAGCUGUUCAAUUCGUCCAUGUAUGCAACAGAAGGAAUAAAUGAAGAUGAUGAUGAUGAUGUGAUGAUGCAAGAUGAAUAGCUUGUGUGAAACUUUAUUAUUUUUGCUUCAUGCUUUGUUUGUUAUUAACUUUAAAUUUGUUCUUGUUUAUCUUUUAUAUUUGUUCAGUUGCUUUCAGCUCUCGAGGUUCAUGAUGUGUUUUCCUAAUGUAUAUCUACGCAUGCACAUAGCGAUGCUUCAUGACGUCAUUUUAGUUUGGCCUAUUUUUGACCAAUUUGGCCACUUUUUUAAGCUGGUUUCGCCUGCUCGUUUCCAGACCAUCUGGCAACCCUGGUUUAAAUCUAUGUGGCGUACAUGCUGCUGAAUGUUGCCCUGAUGCAAUCAAACUUUUUGGUAACAUUCAGAAGCUUUCAAUUCCUUCGACUUCAGCCCACCUAGAUGGGAAAUUCUCAAAAAAAUAUCGGUGGCUCUUUGCACUGAAGCAGUCAAACAAGGUGAUCUGCAACAAUAGCGGCUGGCCAGCCUGUGUGCCAAAAAUUACCUUCUGUUUUAAAGGCGAUAUAUGAAGUGCAAAAUACACUUGAUAUCUCUCCAGAAUCAAAAACGGAAAUUUCUAACUUGUGAAAAUAUUUUCAGUUGUUCAAAGCAAUGAUUUUGAUGACAGCAUGGUUUAAAAUUUUGAAGGCAAUUGACAUUAGGGCAAAAGUAUUGCAGCUAAGGCAGACAACAAUUGAUGCUGAGUGGUAAAACCUAGAAACCCUACUAAAUGAAAUACAACUGUUUAGAGAAAGGUGAGAUUCGAUCUUGAAAGAAGUUUCUUGUGUAGCUGAGGUGCUAAAUGUCCCGAAAAAAUUGAAGAUCAAGAUAAAUCAGCCAAAUUCAUCUGUAUCUGAGAGUCAAAUCCAGGAACAGGCACUUGGUGAUUUCAAGAUGAAUGUCUACUUGGUCAUUAUUGAUCGUGUUUAAGCAGAGAUAAAUGGAAGACUCAAGUCCAUUGGCGAUAUGGCAAUAUGCGAGAGGUUCAAUUUUCUUUGGCUAUAUCCAAGAAUGAAGGAAGCUGACCUAGCAUAAAAGGUGCCAAACUCAGUGCAGCAUACAAGGCUGAAAUGUCUCCUGACAUCCCAGAUGAAUUUCUUUUUCUAAAAGCAUCCAUUCUGGGAAUAUAGCGGAAGAUGCAAAUC
Molecule: messenger RNA, 17284 nt
Organism: Rhopilema esculentum
Lineage: Eukaryota; Metazoa; Cnidaria; Scyphozoa; Rhizostomeae; Rhizostomatidae
Source: RefSeq, a predicted model, not a curated record